UUCCGUUGCACAACUUGCACUGGCGACCACAGCUGGUGUCGCCCUUGUCUCCUCAAAUCACAUCAGUCAUUGCCUUUCCACAAAAUCCAAUUUUGGAAUGGCAAGUGCUUUGAAGACGUCACUCUUUCUGCCCAAGGAUUUAUAUGGUACAUGGGCCAUGGUGGAAAGUCUUGCCCU
Messenger RNA from Suillus clintonianus, 177 nucleotides. RefSeq lists its product as uncharacterized. The annotation marks the transcript as partial. The transcript has a single exon. The record is from RefSeq and is a predicted model, not a curated record. Lineage: Eukaryota; Fungi; Basidiomycota; Agaricomycetes; Boletales; Suillaceae.